Messenger RNA from Ricinus communis (castor bean), 832 nucleotides. RefSeq names its product small nuclear ribonucleoprotein Sm D2. NCBI's taxonomy places the organism in Eukaryota, Viridiplantae, Streptophyta, Magnoliopsida, Malpighiales, Euphorbiaceae. Gene Ontology annotation, molecular function: RNA binding. The transcript is spliced from 6 exons. The record is from RefSeq and is a predicted model, not a curated record. Gene Ontology annotation, biological process: RNA splicing; spliceosomal snRNP assembly. Gene Ontology annotation, cellular component: U4/U6 x U5 tri-snRNP complex; catalytic step 2 spliceosome; precatalytic spliceosome. The coding region runs from base 209 to 532 and encodes 107 amino acids.
GCCCAAACGAUGAGGCGUCAGUUUUAAAAUCCACAAACAAAGAGGGCAGAAAGCUAGGGUUUUGUGGCGGUGAGAGCGCAGACUUGAAAAUUUACUAUAAAACUGCCGUUUACUCGUUACUCUUCGGAUCUGUGCUCUGUUAUUCACUUAGUCGAAGCUCAAAACCAGGAAUUUUGCUGAAGACAAUCUUAAAAGGUCUCCUUUCAAGAUGAGUCGGCCAAUGGAGGAAGAUGUUACCAAAAAUGAGGAGGAGGAGUUCAACACAGGACCUCUCUCAGUACUCAUGAUGAGUGUCAAAAAUAACACACAGGUACUCAUUAAUUGCCGCAACAACAAAAAACUUCUUGGCCGUGUUAGAGCCUUUGAUCGACAUUGCAACAUGGUUCUUGAAAAUGUCAGGGAGAUGUGGACCGAGGUACCAAAGACUGGUAAAGGCAAGAAAAAGGCAAUGCCAGUUAACAAGGACAGAUUCAUUAGUAAGAUGUUUCUCCGUGGAGAUUCUGUAAUCAUCGUUCUUAGGAAUCCUAAGUGAGUGUACAGGGCUGUUCUUGAAGCUGACCAAUCAUGUGAGUGGAUGAAGUAAGAAUUAUAUCUGAAAUGUGUAUUUGCUGCUACUUAUCAUUGCAGCAAAACUUAACUUGGUUUUAGCACAUUCCUUUGGGCUCUAAACGGAAAGGUUCUGUAUUGGCUGUAAAACCAAUUGCGAUACUCUUGUGUCUAAGCUGUUGAGGUAGCUUUUAUCUUUUUGAACACAAUUGACAGGAGUAGUUAACCCUUGUGAAGUUACGUCUUGAUGCCAUUGUAUCUGUAAAUGUACUUCUCUAGUUCUUCA